AGAUUUUCUUUACCUUCGCCUUUGGUGAAGCGCAUUCAGUCUAGUAAAAACAAUCACUGAGAGCACGUGUAUAUACAGUCCUUUUUUCAUCAGAAUUGAAAUUUUGCACAGUGAUCCACUUUCUAUGUGUGCUUUUAAAGGCAAUGUGAGAUAUUCGAAUGAAUAUUAAACUAUUUAAGACGUUGGCAAUAACAUUUUUACUUUAACAUAUGAAAAUGUCCGAUGACAUCCCACCGAGUAAGCGUCCGCCGUACAAAAAGCGUAGCUCAUCAAUAUCUGCGCCAGCAUGUGCAAGCCUGGAAACUAUUAUCUGUCCUCCAACCGAUAGUGGUAUAUCUGACAAUGGAACUCCUGGAAAUAGACGACGAAGGCAAGCUACUCGAUCCCAAAGUGCUCGUAUUACUGGACCAAGAUCGGUGCGCCGAAAACUACAACCACCAUCGUCAACACUACAAGAUGCGAAAAGCCAUUUCACUAGUGAGCCAAGGUUGAAUGACUCCGAAACGCCACCGCCGCAAAAACGACGGGGAUCGCAAAGGCGAUCUACACAAAACACUGCUGCUCGUAAAUCUAAUAUAUUCUUGGAUGUACCACACUUGAAUGUUCAAAAUUUACAAAUAGAUGAUCAAGAUGAUGACGACAACUAUAGACUAAGAACAUUUAGCUCUUCAAAACAGGAUGAGUGGCAGAAUAUGUUUCUGGAGACAUUCCUUCCGGUAUAUUUCGACGUUCAUACCUGGGACGGUGAAGAAAGCAUCCGUGCCAUGCUUAACAGUGAAAAUCUGGCCCCUGGAAGUACCUUGUAGUCCAAUUUGACAUACGUUUCAUCAUCCAUGAAUAUUCACAUGCAUUUUUUGCUCAAAACAUCGUCGUACAGCUUCCAAGCCUGAGUUUUCACAUAAUCCGCCACAAUUUGACUGCGUUUUGGACAUUUCUGUUUUGGGUAGGUCUUCGGGGAAUUACGCUCCUUGGCGCGUUGAACCAUACCAACAGUCGUUUCACACUUUUUUGCGUAAUCUCUAAUGGAUACCUCAUAUUUUCCUUCAACGAUUUUGCAAAUUUUGCUGUCCAAAUUUGACUUGGACGCACCUGUUUUUUGCCGCGUCCGGGUAAGUCUUUCAGUAUGUUAUGCAUACCGAAUCGUUUGAUAGCAUUUUGGACAACAAAAACCCUAACACAUCCAAUUUUUGCUAAUUUUCUUAGCGAUGAUCAUUUUUUCCUUGCAGUGCCUGGUCACAAUCAAUUUUCGCUUCUCCUCCGUAAACCCUCGCAUUGUUCCACUUGAGGAAAAACUUUAACUUUUAAUGAAGGUUAUCGUUUGUUUACAACAUUAGCAACACAUAGACACAAAGCAGUUAACAAAAUAAAGCAUUGUCUUUUUAAUACAAAGCCUCAAAGGUGUACUCAUAAUUAACGAUACAGUCCUUAUUGAACUAUUUUUGAGGCUAUUAUAAACAUUUUCAACUACUUUACGAUACACUCCUUAACAUUAAUCUUCACUGACAAUAUUAUUAGUUUUUUUUUAAUUUGCCUUACCGAGACGAGAUUGAAAACAUUAUUUUCUCCUUGAUUUUAUCCCUUUGGAGCCGGAUGGGUUCGCCACUGCUGCUGCAAUCUCGUUGGCCUUGAAUACGUUUGCUAUGUUCUGUUUCAUCACCGGGGUCAUAUUGACCCCUCCGGCUCCAAAUGGUUAAACGACGUCCAAAUCAAAUUUCACUCCAGAAGCGUUCUUAACACUCUUUUUACAAAAUAUUUUGAUUGGUCAAAAAUUCCUACAAUUAGUGGGAUGUAAUAAGUUUAAACAAAUAUUUUGAUGAAUUUUGUUUGUUAUACAAAACUAGCACUGUUGAAAAGUUUCUUUUGUAGUCUGAUACUACAGUUCAAAUAUGUGUGGUAGAUAAUGUAGCCAAGUAGAAAAUGAUUCGCUACUUCAAAUGAAUCAAAUCAGACUUCAUGACAACUCAUAAUUGGACAGAAUUCUCGAUGAGCUAGGGUCUUGUACCAUUUAGGCAGGUGUACCUAUUUUGGGCAUUUGCCGCUCUAACUAAGUCAAUUUACAACCGACUGAUUUGAAUUUUUGU
Messenger RNA from Aedes albopictus (Asian tiger mosquito), 2081 nucleotides. RefSeq lists its product as uncharacterized. The transcript has 6 exons. The record is from RefSeq and is a predicted model, not a curated record. NCBI's taxonomy places the organism in Eukaryota, Metazoa, Arthropoda, Insecta, Diptera, Culicidae. The coding region runs from base 210 to 806 and encodes 198 amino acids.